AUGGCACACUUAAUGUUUUUCUAUUCUCCAGAUACGGCCGUUCCGUUAUCUGUGGGGAGAGUAAUGCAUUCUAACAUCUAUAUUUUAUUUAUUUUACUACAAAUAUUUGUAAACAAAACAUUCAGUGAUAUUUAUAAGAUUCAAUCUAAUAACAUUAACUAUUGUACAAAAUUAACAAAAAAAGAUCUUGGAUCUUCAUGUAUUGAUAAAAAUCUUGAAUAUCCAUUAUCAUCUGAAGAUAUUGAUCUUUUAAAAAAGAAUAGUCUUUCAAUUAAAACACAAACAUGUGUGUCAAAUCCAUCUCUUACUUGUCUUAAUAUUGAUCAUAAAUCAUUGAUUGGUGCUGGAACAUAUGGAUUAGUUGUACGUGGUCAAUCAAAAUCAGUUCAAUUUCCUCUUGCAAUUAAAUUUAUUAAAUUACCAACAAAACUCGAUACUGUUUCAUUUAAUACAAUUGGUCGUUAUAAUCGUAUCGAUCUUAAUUCUUUAAUAGAAAAUAAAGGUACGGAAAAAGGUUUACGUGAAGCUAUAGCACUUCGUCUUAUAAAUGAAUAUGAACUUCCUUCAAUUCCGAAAUAUGUUACAUAUUUUGAAACAUCAUCUUAUCGAAUACUUGCAAUGGAAUACUUAGAAAAUUAUGAAGAAUUAUCAAAAAUAAUUGAUAAAUUAUCAUCAAAAGAUUUAUUAUUUAUUUCAUGUCAAACAGCAGCUAUUGUUUGUAAUUUAGAUCAAAUUGGUAUAUCACAUGAUGAUAUGCAUGAAAGAAAUAUAUUAAUUAAUCGUAAAAAUAAUAAUAAAGUUAAUUUAAUUGAUUUUGGUGGUGCACAUUUUAAUAAUAAACAUGAACAUUUUACUAGUACAAGUAAUUUUUUAAAACAACCUAUUAAUUUAUUAGGUCAUUUAAAACGUUUUGUUAAAGAAGAUUUAAUUGAUAAUAUACAAUCACAAGAAAAAAAAGAUCUUGGACGUUUUUGUUUAAUGAUGAAGACUUUUAUAUCAAGUAAAAAUGAUACGGAAAAAGAAGCAAUACCUUAUUAUUAUAGAAUAUUAUUUGAAAAAUAUUGGAAAUUUAAUCAAAUAAAUAAAAAAUUAUUUAAAUGUGCAUUAACAAAAUAA
Adineta steineri is the source of this 1116-nucleotide messenger RNA. NCBI's taxonomy places the organism in Eukaryota, Metazoa, Rotifera, Eurotatoria, Adinetida, Adinetidae. The record is from the annotation of a GenBank genome assembly.